Messenger RNA from Castor canadensis (American beaver), 937 nucleotides. The record is from RefSeq and is a predicted model, not a curated record. Lineage: Eukaryota; Metazoa; Chordata; Mammalia; Rodentia; Castoridae.
GUGUUAAGAAGUUUCCAUUCCUUUGCUCCAAAUCAGAAGACAUUGGUCUUUGCAUACAGAAUUGGAGUAAUGUUUAAAAAUAAUUGUCAGCUGAUUGGUGUUUGAGACUGAAGAUUGUCAUGACUGUCUAACCUAAGCUCUAUGCUGAUUUAAGAUUAAUUGUAUGGAAAAUAUUAAUUUGGGGUAACCCAAAGCUAUUUCUGGAACCAUGAAAAUUUUGUUGGUAUUUGACUUCGACAAUACAAUCAUAGAUGACAAUAGUGACACCUGGAUUGUACAGUGUGCUCCAGACAAAAAGCUCCCUAUUGAACUACAAGAUUCUUAUCAAAAAGGACUUUGGACAGAAUUUAUGGGCAGAGUCUUUAAGUAUUUGGGAGAGGAAGGUGUAAGAGAAGAUGAAAUGAAGGAAGCAAUGACAUCAAUGCCUUUCACUCCGGGGAUGGUAGAACUUUUCAACUUUAUAAGAAAGAAUAAGGAUAAAUUUGACUGUAUCAUUAUUUCAGAUUCAAAUUCAGUCUUCAUAGAUUGGGUUUUGGAAGCUGGAAAUUUUCAUGAUGUGUUUGAUAAAGUGUUUACAAAUCCAGCAGCUUUUGAUAGCAAUGGUCAUCUCACUGUGGAAAAUUAUCAUGCUCAUUCUUGCAACAGGUGCCCAAAGAAUCUUUGCAAAAAUGUAGUUUUGGUAGAAUUUGUAAAUAAGCAGUUACAACAGGGAGUGAAUUAUACACAAGUUGUUUACAUAGGUGAUGGUGGAAAUGAUCUCUGUCCAGUAACCUUUUUAAAGAAGAAUGAUGUUGCCAUGCCACGGAAAGAAUAUACUUUACAUAAAACUCUUUCCAGAAUGUCUCAAAAUUUUGAGCCUAUGGAAUCUUCUGUUGUAGUUUGGUCUUCAGGUAUGGAAAUAAUUUCUCAUUUACAAUCUCUAAUAAAGGAAUAAUAU